AUGAGCGAAUCGAAAAUUACGGAAUACAAGCUGCUCGAGCGGCUCGGCAGCGGAACAUACGCAAUAGUAUACAGAGCGAUGCGAAAGACUUCUAAAGAGAUUCUUGCAGUUAAGGUCGUGGCCAAGAGCAACUUAUCCUAUACAGCCAUGGACAACAUAAUUAGCGAAAUAAGCCUGCUGAAGAAGCUGAAACAUCGGCACAUUGUCGAGAUGCGAGAUUUUCUAUGGGACGAGCAGAACAUAUACAUCAUAAUGGAGUACUGCAACGGUGGCAACCUCUCGUCCUACAUUAAGCAACACCGAAUGCUCCCAGAGGUCACCUGUAAGCGGUUUUUGCAACAACUGGCGCUGGCACUGCGGUACAUGCGGGAAAAUGACGUCAGCCACCUGGACCUAAAGCCGGCUAACUUGCUGCUCACGAAGGAAGCCGGCACGUGCACGCUGAAAGUGGGCGAUUUCGGAUUCGCGCAGCGUUUGAAGCUCAACCAAGAGAACACGGCCGUUAAGGGCUCACCGUUGUACAUGGCACCCGAGAUUUUGCUCAGCAAAUCAUACGGCCCCGCGGCCGAUCUUUGGAGCGUUGGUGUGAUUCUCUACGAGUGCCUUUUCGGGAAAGCCCCAUACAGCUCGACCACGCUGCACGAGUUGGCCGCGCGCAUUCACAACAAUGAUCCGAUCACCAUUCCAGGAAAUCCGGUCCUAUCAACCGACUGCCGAAAGUUUCUAACCGAGCUGCUGCAGCGCAAUCCGGCGAACCGGAUCACGUUCGAGAAGUUCUUCGAUCAUCCGUUUCUUGAUCUCGAGCAUGUGGCGUGCGAAGAAAAUCUGGAAAAAGCCAUACGACUCAUAAACGAGGCGAUCGAGCUGGAACAGCGGCAGGAUGUGCAUGGUGCCUACCGCUCGUACUGCCAGGGACUGCAGUAUUUCGUGCCGAUCACGCGAGCCGAGCAGGAUCCGGCCAAAAAGCAACUGCUCCGUCAGCGCGUCCAAACGUACCUAAAUCGGGCCGAAACACUGAAGCAGCAUAUUUACGCAAAAAGCCAGCCAUCAGUCGCGCUUUCAGCGAACGCGUCGUCGAUCGGAUCAUCGGAUCGAUCGAAUAAUGCAGCGACUAGUUCAAACGCGCCAGAUGUCACCAAAGCACCGAUUUCUGCCUCUACCGGAUCUGAUCCGCUAGUCGAGUUGGGUCAGAAAUUCGAAACGCUUGCUAUGGCCCUCCAAACCGCCUGUAAAGCCGAUCAGGAUGCAUCCGAGAACCGCCUGGAUACAGCACUCGAUGGCUAUACGACCGCACUUGGCAUGCUUAUCCCAGCACUGCACCUGGACAUUUCACCGCCACAGAAAAGCCUACUGCGCCAGCGGAUAGUCCAUUGGAUGGAGGAAGCAGAGCACAUCAAGUCGAUUCGGUCGGCGCAAAUCAUGCAGGAGAUGGAGAGCACCGAGGCGAACAGCUAUGGCUGCACCAUUCAGUAGCUGCGAGGUGCACCUAUAUUUAACCGGCUCUCUAGACGGCUGUUUCGCCCGCUCAACGGGAACGUAGGCAUUUUUCUAACGAGAUUGGACCUAAAAAAGCGAGUAAAAGGCUAUGUGUAGAGCGACAUUCUGAAGCAAAAGUUCCAGGUGCUAGGGUUUAGUUGCCCUAGGUAAACAGCAGUCACAAAUUCUCUAGCUUUAUUGAAAAAUUAAGCAGAACAUCACGAUUGGAGUGAAGGUUUUCAUGCACUGGGCCAGUAAAAGCAACCGAUACCAGGUAAUCCACGAGCCAUGCACUGAGUUGUUACUAAACAUUACAUUGU
This is a messenger RNA of Anopheles nili, 1796 nucleotides long. RefSeq names its product serine/threonine-protein kinase ULK3 (gene Aduk). Bases 1 to 1473 code for a protein of 490 amino acids. Gene Ontology annotation, molecular function: protein serine/threonine kinase activity; ATP binding. The record is from RefSeq and is a predicted model, not a curated record. The transcript has 2 exons. Gene Ontology annotation, biological process: autophagosome organization; autophagy; peptidyl-serine phosphorylation. NCBI's taxonomy places the organism in Eukaryota, Metazoa, Arthropoda, Insecta, Diptera, Culicidae. Gene Ontology annotation, cellular component: autophagosome; cytoplasm.